UUCAAAAUCAACUCGAAUAAUCUUCUAUCUUUUAAUUAUUGUGGUUGACAGACGAAAUACUGUAAGUUACAAUGUGCACAGUGUAGUGAUAGUAAAAAUCAUCUAACAGGGAACUGCUAAACUAAGUUAUUUCGUCCAUUCAAUAAAAUAAUUUAUGAAAGACAAUCAUGGAGCCUCCUCCACUAAAGCAGACCGUCAUCCGGUUUUCGGGCACAAUCUCUCCGUCAGACCCCUUGGAGAAACCAGUUCUAAUUGUUGGACAGAUGAAGAAUCUCACCAAAAUCAAGUAUGAUUUGCUCAAACAAAAACUGGAACCUCGAGUUGACCAAGAGACUUACACGGCCGCCUUGCGAGGAAUUCAUCCGUCUUCGAACGACACCGUGCUGACCAUCCACCUGGUGACGUUGGCAGCAUUGCCGUUCAAAUGCAGUCGCCACAACUCGCCGGCACGUCCGCACAGUCUCACCAAAAUUGUGCAAAGCCAUACGUCCGGCGUCGACGAGUACAUUGUUGUGGUGUGCGAACGCGACGAUGUAUUCGCGUCAGCCUGCGCGAUAGCACGCGCGUUUCCGUUGUACUCGCGCAAGACACAGCGCAACGGUCUGGCCCAGUGUCCGCGCGCCGCGAACAAGACCGCGAACGCGAACGCUAUCGCGACUGCGACCGCCUCUCACACGGUGACCGUUGAGUUUGUGGUGGUGGGGGGCGACUCGGCCGCGGGAGACGUGUCGCCGCUAUCCGACGCGGAUUUGGCGUCGCUCGAUGCCGUCUGCAACGGCAUUCGGCUCGCGGCCCGCAUCGUAGACAUGCCCUGCAAUGAGAUGAACGUCGAUCAUUUCCUCAAGGAAGUGGAGAGUGUGUCGAAAGAGCUGCCCGGAGUGAGCAUGACGGUGAUCCGUGGCGAGGAGUUGGCCGAGAAGGGGUUCGGGGGCAUCUAUGGGGUGGGGAAGGCGGCGCUGGUACCACCCGCGUUGGCUGUCCUCUCGCACACGCCGCCCCAGGCACAGCAGACCAUCGCAUGGGUCGGCAAGGGUAUUGUCUACGACACUGGCGGUCUCAGCAUCAAGGGAAAGACAAUGAUGCCGGGCAUGAAACGGGACUGCGGCGGGGCAGCGGCCAUACUGGGCGCAUUUCAGGCGAUGGUGCGUCAGGGUUUCACUCAGAACCUGCACGCCGUCUUCUGUCUGGCCGAGAACGCAGUCGGUCCGCUGGCUACGCGGCCUGACGACAUUCACACGCUCUACUCGGGGCGCACUGUCGAGAUCAACAACACUGAUGCCGAAGGACGGCUGGUACUGAGCGACGGCGUGGUUUACGCUCGCUGCGACCUCGCAGCCGACGUGAUCCUGGACAUGGCGACGCUGACCGGCGCCCAGGGUAUGGCGACGGGCAAGUACCACGGCGCCGUGCUCACCAACAGCCAGGACUGGGAGGAGACGGCGGUCAGGGCUGGUCUGGUGUCCGGAGACCUCCUCUUCCCCAUUCCCUACUCGCCCGAGCUGCACUUCCCCGAGUAUGCGUCCGCCGUAGCCGACAUGAAGAACUCUGUUGCUGAUAGAAGUAAUGCUCUAAGCUCGUGUGCUGGUCUUUUCAUAGCUGCUCACCUUGGAUUCGAGUUCCCCGGCUCAUGGAUUCACAUAGAUAUGGCCAGUCCAGUCAAAUCGGGAGAGAGAGCCACAGGCUACGGAGUCGCUCUACUGGCAUCGUUGUUUGGCUCCCACUCGAAAGAUCAGCUGUUGAAAACAAUAGGAACAGGUGUUUUUGGUGAUACAUUCGAGAACGGAAACGGAAGUGCCUCCAAGAAACUUCGUCGUAAAUAAUUGUUUUAUUCAAUAAAUGUUUCUGAUUAUAGUAGUUUCUAUAUUAUAUUAAAAAUACAAGUUUGAAAGAUUUGUGGAGAAAUUUCAGCAUUGUCUGAUCAAUCAUAUUUAAUAGCUAUGCCUAAAACCAGGACUCCCUACAUGCUAGGAGGUCCUGCUAUAACCUUUGAAUCUGUAGUAAAUGAAACAUUUCAAAACUUUGAUAUUAUUCGAUUUUUCUGUCCCAUUAAUGAUAUCAAUUUGAUGGUAAAAUAGUUUUGAUAAAGCAAUAAUGGAUAUUAUAAAUUAAAUUUAUUCAUUAAAUAAAAUUAUCCUGAAAUUACUGUGUGAAAUGAAACAUUUCAAAACCUAGAUAUUACGGUAUUAGAUUUUUCUGCCCCAUUAGGUAUCAAUUUAAUGGUAAAAUAGUUUUGAUAAUUCAAUAAUGGAUAUUAUAAAUUAAAUUUAUUCAUAAAAUAAUAAAAUUAUCCUGAAAUUACUGUUACUGUGUAUCUAGGAUGUAAAUUAUCAUGAAUAAAUGCAAAUAAUGAUCAUUGAUUGAAGUAGUACAAAAUGGAAAAUUCAAUAGCAAAAAUGUCAAGAUUUUUCACUCCUAGGCCCAGCUGCACAAAAUUCUGUCAACUUUUAACCCUACAGAGACACACUUACUUUAUGCUAACACAGUAGACACACUGGGGUGUUGAAUACCCCAAUUUAAUUUUGCAUUUUUCUUUGAAAAAUAUGAAAAAACAAGUAAUUAGACCAUUCUACAUCAUUUCUUAAUCAUUUUUGUUCCAUGUGCAUGCAGAAAUCAAAAGUAAAGCACUGCUUAUCAAUAUUUAUACUAAUUUUAGAAGUUCGUAUGUUCCGCCUGAGUUUUGGAGCUCCUAAUCCGGUUUGAACGAAUGGCUUGAUCAUUGCCAAUGACAACUUCACCAAAAACUCAAGUCUCUUCAUUUUAUUGUUUUGAAUCCAAAGUUGUAGAGAAUCAUAGCAUUCAUUCCAAUCUGAUCCAUCAUCCCAUGCCACAUUCGUAGUGACAAUACAAGUAAAUCUUUGUAAUAAAAGUGUUUGAUAAAAGUCCUACGUAAAAGACACUCUGGGGUGUUAGACACCCCAAACGAAGAACAAGAUGAGCUGGUGACCUUGUAGAAUGCUAUUAUCACUGACUGGAAGUGGUGGAGAGUUGUAGUUGACAAUACUACAAACCUAAUUUAGACUGGGCAUAAAUUCCCAUCUGUUUGAUAUUGUCAACUGCAGAAUAGAAAAAAAUCCCUGGGGUGUGAAACACCCCAGUGUGUCUCUUUAGGGUUAAUCACGAUUAAAUUCGUUAUUUAAUCGAGAUUAAAAGUUAACAGAAUUUAGUGCCGAUUCGCCUUAGCAGCCUUUUCCCGAAAAAGUUUUCUUUGUUUGGUUUUUGUGAAAUUAAUCACACUUAAUAUUGGAACGGUUUUUGUGCAACCCGGGCCAUAUACUAUAUUAUCAAAUAUCCUCCCUAUCAAGGGAGGAUAAGCUACCAUUAUAUUCCUGAUGAUCGGUGUAUUAAUGUUACUUGGAAUAAGAAAACAUAGUAAGAUAAUGUGUAAUGAAUAGAUGUUGGCUCAAUUAAAGCUCAGAAUUAGAUGAAAUGACUGACUAAAUUGAACAUGAUAAUCUCUCAAGUUUCGUGAUCAACUGUGUUAUUUCUUUCGUGAUGAUAAUAAAUUGAUGUGUCAAACUUAAAUAAACUCUAAA
Molecule: messenger RNA, 3533 nt
Organism: Nilaparvata lugens (brown planthopper)
Lineage: Eukaryota; Metazoa; Arthropoda; Insecta; Hemiptera; Delphacidae
Gene: grsm
Product: probable aminopeptidase NPEPL1
Exons: 9
Coding region: 168-1820 (550 amino acids)
Biological process (GO): proteolysis
Cellular component (GO): cytoplasm
Molecular function (GO): metalloaminopeptidase activity; manganese ion binding
Source: RefSeq, a predicted model, not a curated record